AUUUCGUUUUACAUGCACGAAAUUCCUUGUUUGCUGCAGUGAAAUUCCUCCCACCUGCACGAAAUUUCAUUUUUCCUGCACGAGUUCGUUCUAAAGACCGCACGAGCCAAUCAGAUUACAAGCGAAGUGGGCAAAAUGUGGGCAUGUCGUAGGUGGGCGCAAAAACUAAUUCGUGUACCGGUGGGUAGGUUAUUUACAUAAAUAUCCCCCCGUAUUACCCGCUGUGUUUUUAUUAAUGACAGGGGGGAUUAUUCCUUAAAUUUGUUAUUUAUCCCAUGUAUCACCCCCAUGGGGAAAUUGAGCCGACAAUAACAAAAACAACAUACAAACUACAAAGAGAUUAGAAUUAGAUCAUGAUGGUUUGACCUAACUCUCGAAAAUAUUGAAAAAGUAAAAGUGAUAAUGGAACGAGACAGUGAUUCUAUUCACCUUAUACGGGAUUCAUCGCAUUGUGAACUUGGAAAAUAUGCGAACGUCUUGGUUUUAUACACAGGAGGAACUAUUGGCAUGUAUGGAACAGAAGAUGGGCUAAAAUGCAGAUCAAACAUGGCUGAGUUUCUGAAGAAGCUGCCAAUGCUACACGAUAGCAGCUAUGUUGGGAACGUGAACAGGAAAAGGCCGGAUGUUAGUCGUGAGAAAGAUAUUGUUGAGCUGGUUAUGCCAUUGUCAGAGUAUGGUGUCCGUGUGUUCUACUAUAUUAAAGAAUACGAGCAGAAAAAAGACUCUUCAAAUAUGCAAAUGGAAGACUGGGUUGAUAUUGCAUUGGAUGUGAAAAAUAAUUAUGAAAUAUUUGACAGUUUUAUUGUUCUUCAUGGAACAGACACAAUGUCGUACACUGCUUCAGUGCUGUCAUUCAUGUUCCAAAAUUUGGACAAGUCUGUCAUAUUAACUGGUUCACAGGUCCCCAUAUUUGAACAGAGGAAUGAUGGUAGAGAUAACCUUCUUGGUGCUUUGAUGAUAGCCGGUCAUUUUGUGAUACCAGAGGUUACUUUAUUUUUUCAUGGAAACUUGUACCGUGGAAAUCGAACAACGAAAAUCAAUUCUGGUGAUUUUCAGGCCUUUGAUUCGCCAAAUCUUCCACCUCUGGCAACGAUGGAGGUGAAAAUUGAUGUGCAUUGGGAUGCAAUUUUUCGAAGCAACUCAAGCAAACAGUUCGAAGUGCGGGUCGAAUUAAAUCCAAAUGUCGGUGUCCUCCGGUUAUUUCCAGGAAUUACUGACGCUAUGGUCGAGUCGAUAUGCCGUCCGCCAGUCGAAGGCGUAGUUUUAGAGUCGUUUGGUGCUGGAAACUGUCCAAACCAUCGAACACGUUUCAUUGAAAUCCUAAAAGAAGCCGUCGAGAGAGGAGUGAUCAUUGUCAAUUGCACACAGUGCUUAAAAGGAGCUGUUAUCAAGGCUUAUGAGACGGGAAAGAUUUUGUCCGAUAUUGGUAUUGUGUCGUGUUCUGAUAUAACCCCCGAGGCAGCGCUGACGAAACUCUCCUACAUACUUGGCUUUCGUGAUAUUCCGUUGGCUGAAAAAAAGAGGCUCAUGGAAAACAACAUUCGUGGCGAAAUGACGGUGGCCGUCGAUGAGUCGCAGUUUUCUUUGAAAGACAAUGAUUUCAUUCGUGUCAUUGCCUCCACUCUAAGAGCAAGUUCAGCUAAGGAAAUGCAUUUUAUCCGUAAGGCUUUGUACCCGCUCUUAUUGUGCUCUGCAACGCAAAUUGGACACAUUGACAGUGUAGAGGAAUUAUGUAAAAAGGACAAUGUCGACUGUUCCCUUGUGUAUGAUGACCGCACACCACUACAUAUCGCUGCCGCAAACGGUAAUCUCAAAAUGGUUCAGACGUUACUGGAACACGGCGCGUCUCUGCACAAGGUUGAUAAAUAUGGAGCGACGCCUCUUUUGGACGCUAUAAGAUUUAAAAAGAAUGACGUGAUACGACUGCUUCGUGAUUCCGGUGGACAAGUCGGUCCAGUUGUCGCUGGAAUUGCCACAGAGAUCUGCGUUGCUGCAAGUAGCAAUGACGUCUCACUUUUGGAGUCCUGGAACCUGGCAGGAAUAUCUUUGAACAUACCAAACGCAACAGGGCGCACCCCCCUGCACGAGGCGGUCUGUGCUUUGUGCAAGGAAAGCGUAGAUUACUUAUUGUCCAUUGACGUUGAUCUGAACAUGCGCGAUAACCUCGGCCAAACGGCGCAUGAAUGUGCCAAGUUGAUACAAAGUAGAAUUUUGGGAAAUGAUUCAAAUAUCGAGGAGAAAAAACAGAAAAUAUCGGCCAUUAUCACGGCCUUUGAAAAAAAUAAUUUGCUAAGAAAUGAGCGUAGCAGCACAGGUUAAUUGACUCUUUUCUAUCUCACCAUAGUUAUUAAUCACUACUAAAUCUUGACUUGGAGGGUUGAAAACUAAUAAUAUAGAAGUAAUAUAUUACCAAACUGCUUCAUGUAUAAUGAGCAGUUCACAUUUUUUGCCUUUCUACGCUAUUUCUCUCACCUGACAUCAAGUGUCAACGAAAUGUCGAUACUUGACCAAAACUAAAGGAGGAAACAGAAGAAAAUAUUCUUUUCAAGAUGUAAAUUG
Dendronephthya gigantea is the source of this 2559-nucleotide messenger RNA. Its product is annotated as L-asparaginase-like. The coding region runs from base 403 to 2319 and encodes 638 amino acids. The transcript is spliced from 12 exons. Gene Ontology annotation, biological process: amino acid metabolic process. Lineage: Eukaryota; Metazoa; Cnidaria; Anthozoa; Malacalcyonacea; Nephtheidae. Gene Ontology annotation, molecular function: protein binding; asparaginase activity. The record is from RefSeq and is a predicted model, not a curated record.